AUGGAGGACAGUCUGCUGGAGAUCAUGACCAAGGACGGCGGCGACAUGCCGGCGCCUCUGGAGGUGUCCACGGUGCCAGCCGUGGGGGACGUGAUCUCUGGGGAGUAUAACGGCGGUAUGAAGGAACUGAUGGAGCACCUGAAGGCUCAGCUGCAGGCCCUGUUUGAGGACGUGAGGGCCAUGCGAGGGGCACUGGACGAGCAGGCCUCGCACAUCCAGGUUCUGUCGGACGACGUGUGCGCCAACCAGCGGGCCAUAGUGUCCAUGUGCCAGAUUAUGACCACUGCGCCCCGCCAGGGAGGCUUGGGCGUGGCCGGCGGCAAGGGGAGCUUCCCGAGUGUUCCCCACGAGCCAGAGACACCUUUGCCUGGGAUCGGGGACAGCGGCUUGCUGGGUCGCGAUCCCGAGGAAGAGGACGAAGAGGAGAAAGGGACACCUAACCCCGCCACACCCACCAGUCACUGCGAGCGCUCCGAAAGCCCUGGUCCCCUUGGGGAGGAUGGGCCACUUGUGGAGCCCCUCGACCUGCCUGACAUUACCCUGCUGCAGCUGGAGGGCGAGGCCUCUCUGUGA
Messenger RNA from Apodemus sylvaticus (European woodmouse), 573 nucleotides. It is a transcript of the gene Ccdc184, whose product is annotated as coiled-coil domain containing 184. The transcript has a single exon. The record is from RefSeq and is a predicted model, not a curated record. The coding region runs from base 1 to 573 and encodes 190 amino acids. Gene Ontology annotation, cellular component: cytoplasm. NCBI's taxonomy places the organism in Eukaryota, Metazoa, Chordata, Mammalia, Rodentia, Muridae.